UUCAAUCCAAGAUUGCUGCCGCCAGCGUUGUUUUCAGGCCGGAAGUGGGUUCCGGGAAGCUCCACGUCCGUCCUUGCCGUUGAUGACAGCCACGUCGACCGCAAGGUUAUUGAGAGGUUGCAAAUCUCUUCUUGCAAAGUGACGGUGGUGAAAAGUGGAAGCAGGGCUCUGCAGUAUCUGGGGUUGGAUGGAGAGAAGAGCUCCAUUGGUUUUGAUUGUGUCAAGUUUAAUUUGAUAAUGAUAGACUACUACAUGCCGGGUAUGACAGGUGAACUGCUCAAGAAGAUAAAGGAAUCAUCUGUGUUUAGAGAGGUUCCAGUGGUGGUUAUGUCUUCUAAAAAUAUCUUGACUCGAAUUGAUAGGUGA
Molecule: messenger RNA, 366 nt
Organism: Vigna angularis (adzuki bean)
Lineage: Eukaryota; Viridiplantae; Streptophyta; Magnoliopsida; Fabales; Fabaceae
Product: two-component response regulator ARR6-like
Biological process (GO): phosphorelay signal transduction system; cytokinin-activated signaling pathway
Source: RefSeq, a predicted model, not a curated record